AUGGACUCAGAAAGCAAGGAAGAAAUCCCUGUGCAUGAGGAAUUUGUUUUGUGUGGUGGAAUUGAAACCCAGGUUCUAAAAUGUGGGCCCUGGAUUGACCUCUUUAAUGAUCAAGGUGCUAGUAGGCCUAAGGUGCUUAUUCUCAUUAUUACUGGUAACCCAGGUUUUAUUUCCUUUUAUUUGCCAUUUGCAAAGACUUUGUACUCACUGAUAAACAGACGUUUUCCAGUUUGGAUUAUCAGUCAUGCUGGGCAUUCCAUCGUUCCCAAAGACAAAAAGAUUCUUGUAGCUUCAGAUGAUUCAAAUACUCAAGAAAUUAAGGACAUCUAUGGACUCCAUGGUCAAAUAAAACACAAACAAGCUUUCCUGAGAAGUCAUGUGCCAAAGCAAAUGAAACUUGUGUUCAUUGGCCAUUCAAUCGGCUGCUAUAUUUCCCUUCAGAUGUUGAAAUGUGCUCCUGAGCUUCCAGUAAUACGCUCCAUGAUGCUCUUUCCAACAAUUGAACGAAUGUCACAGUCACCCAAUGGCAGGAUUGCCACCCCACUUCUGUGCUGGUUUAGAUAUGUUUUAUAUGUCAUUGGCUACUUAUUACUGAAACCACUGCCUGAGAGAAUCAAGUUAUGGCUAAUCAGAAUGUGCUUUCAAAUGAAAAACAUCCCAAAUGAGUGUUUGUGCAUGAAUCUAGGGGAUCCAUUCUGCCUUGCAAAUGCUGCUUACCUUGGGGGCCAAGAAAUGAUGCAGGUGGUGGAGAGAGACAACGAAACCAUAAAGAAACAUUUACCUAAGCUUACAUUUUACUAUGGUACUCUUGAUCAUUGGUGUCCAAAAGAGUACUAUGAUGACAUCAAGAAAGAUUUUCCAGAAGGAGAUAUCCGACUCUGUGAGAAAAAGAUACCUCAUGCCUUUAUCCUCUCUCAUAGCCAGGAAAUGGCUGAAAUGGUGGCUGACUGGCUGAAGAAUGACUUAUCCAAAAUAUAA
This is a messenger RNA of Orycteropus afer afer, 978 nucleotides long. It is a transcript of the gene LDAH, whose product is annotated as lipid droplet associated hydrolase. The transcript has 6 exons. Gene Ontology annotation, molecular function: lipase activity. The coding region runs from base 1 to 978 and encodes 325 amino acids. The record is from RefSeq and is a predicted model, not a curated record. Gene Ontology annotation, cellular component: lipid droplet. Gene Ontology annotation, biological process: lipid storage. NCBI's taxonomy places the organism in Eukaryota, Metazoa, Chordata, Mammalia, Tubulidentata, Orycteropodidae.